UUUUGUUUUUGCAUGCAUGUUUUUCGUAUUGUUUGACAAUUUUUUUCUGAAUUAAUUUCAAGUUUUUUUUUUAUUAACGAGACCGAGAUAUGGAUUCCAUUCAAACGACUCCGGUUAGAAGUCGGCAUCAACAUAUAGCCACUCCACAUCGACCUGCUAUUCGUGGACCACCAACAAUAAAAUCAUCAACCCCAAUACAACAACAUCAAAAACAAUCAUCGUCAUCAUCAUCUCAAGAACAACAACAACAACAAACAAACGAUAAUGACGGAGAAACAAUGGUGUGGGAUGAAAGUAUUCCCAAACAUACUCGUCAUACAUUAGUAUUUCGUAUGCUAAAACGAACACAUGAAAUGUUCAUCAGCGAUAUGAAUUUGUUGCCACCAUUUGAUCCAGAAAUGCUAAAUUUUCGUCAUAAUAUUAAGGCACGUGACCAAUAUGGACCAUUGUUAUUGAAUACGAAUUCGACUGGAAAAGAUGACAAGAAAAUGAAUGACAAACAUAGCCAAUCGAAAGCAUUAGUAUUAAAAAAUGGAAAUGAAAAUCGUAUCUCAAAUCAUGGCAAUAGUCCAAUUGAGGAAUUGAAAUCCAAAUUACCGGCUCCAAUCAAUCGACAAUCACAGGUUGCUGUGGUAACAACCAAUGACAAUAACGAUAGUAAUGAUAAACACACGAAAUCUGGUCAGGUGGUAUUAGCUUCUGGUUUAACGAUUGCACCUCGUAAACCAGUACAGAUGCCUAAGCCUGAAUGGCAUGCACCAUGGAAACUAUAUCGUGUUAUAUCAGGCCAUACUGGUUGGAUACGUUGUAUAGCCGUUGAACCGGGCAACGAAUGGUUUGCGACCGGAUCAAAUGAUCGUAUUAUCAAGAUUUGGGACCUAGCGUCAGGCACAUUGAAACUUUCAUUAACGGGUCAUAUAUCACCUGUCCGUGGUCUGGAAGUUUCACCAAGACAGCCAUAUCUAUUUUCAUGUGGUGAAGAUAAAAUGGUCAAAUGUUGGGAUCUUGAAUACAAUAAAGUUGUUCGUCAUUAUCAUGGCCAUUUAUCUGGCGUUUAUUGUUUAUCGUUACAUCCAACAUUGGACAUUUUGGUUACUGGUGGCCGUGAUUCGGUUGCACGUGUGUGGGAUAUGCGUACGAAAGCACAGAUUCAUUCACUUGGUGGCCAUUCGAAUACGGUUGCAUCGGUUUUUUGUCAAGCCACCGAUCCACAAGUGGUGACCGGAUCUCAUGAUUCUACUAUCCGAUUGUGGGAUAUUGUGGCCGGAAAAACAAUGGCAACAUUAACGAAUCACAAGAAAAGUGUACGAGCACUGGUUGCACAUCCUCGUUUGAAUACCUUUUGUUCUGGAUCGAUAAAUUCAUUGAAACAAUGGACAUUACCCGAAGGACGUUUUAUACAGAAUUUGAAUGGCCAUGAUUCAAUGAUCAAUGCAUUAGCAGUGAAUGAUGAUAAUGUUCUCGUAUCAGGUGGUGAUAAUGGUUCAAUGUUUUUCUGGGAUUGGCGUACUGGCUACAAUUUUCAACGAUUACAGUCCAAAGCACAACCAGGUUCAAUCGAUUCAGAAUGUGGUAUAUUUGCUUUGCAUUUCGAUCAAAGUUCAUCCCGUUUGAUCACCGGCGAAGCGGAUAAAACAAUCAAAAUCUACAAAGAAGAUGAAAUGGCAAACGAACAAACACAUCCGAUUAAAUGGGAACCAGAACUAUUGAAACGCAAACGUUUCUGAUUAGACAAACAUUGAGAAACACAGAAACAUUUACGAAAUGUAUUGAAACAUGCAAAUAUUGAUUUGGAUUUUGAUUGCAAUAAAAAUCAAUUUUUUUUU
Messenger RNA from Dermatophagoides farinae (American house dust mite), 1826 nucleotides. It is a transcript of the gene Tango4, whose product is annotated as transport and golgi organization 4. The record is from RefSeq and is a predicted model, not a curated record. Gene Ontology annotation, cellular component: Prp19 complex; catalytic step 2 spliceosome; precatalytic spliceosome. Gene Ontology annotation, molecular function: protein binding. Gene Ontology annotation, biological process: mRNA splicing, via spliceosome. NCBI's taxonomy places the organism in Eukaryota, Metazoa, Arthropoda, Arachnida, Sarcoptiformes, Pyroglyphidae.